AUGAACUCUUUCCACUCUUCCAAUUACUUCCUGGGCUUCUUUAGAGCUGUGUGCGUACACAAGAUUAAAUUUUUCUUCAAUUGUAAAAAUUUUCUCAUUACUAAACAAAAUCUUUCUAUGUAGACCAUUGAAUGGAAGUGGUUAACCUUUGUCAAAUCAUCCUUCGAAAUACAACCAUCCUAAGGUCACUUUUAAUUAUGCGAGACAUUGA
Nezara viridula (southern green stink bug) is the source of this 211-nucleotide messenger RNA. Lineage: Eukaryota; Metazoa; Arthropoda; Insecta; Hemiptera; Pentatomidae. The record is from the annotation of a GenBank genome assembly.